CGCUGAUGGCCAUGGACGGCUACAGAGGGUUCCUGGCGCUGCUAGUGUCAGCGCUGCUCGUCGGCUUCCUAUCGGUGAUCUUCACUCUCAUCUGGGUCCUCCACUACCGAGAGGGGCUCGGCUGGGACGGGACCGGGCUAGAGUUUAACUGGCACCCGGUGCUCCUGGUCACGGGCUUCGUCUUCAUCCAGGGCAUAGCGAUCAUCGUGUACAGACUGCCAUGGACCUGGAAAUGCAGCAAGCUCCUGAUGAAGUCCAUUCACGCAGGCUUAAACUCUGUUGCUGCCAUUCUUGCAAUUAUUGCUCUGGUGGCUGUUUUUGAUUUCCACAAUGCUGGGAAUAUCCCCAAUAUGUACAGUCUGCACAGCUGGGUUGGAUUGACAGCCGUCAUACUUUACAUCUUACAGCUUCUCUUAGGUUUUUUCAUUUUUCUGCUUCCUGUGGCUCCACUUUCUCUCCGAGCAAUUCUCAUGCCCAUACACGUUUAUUCUGGGCUUCUACUAUUUGGAACAGUGAUUGCAACAACACUUAUGGGAUUGACAGAAAAACUGAUUUUUGCCCUGAAAAAUCCUGCAUACAGCUCAUUCCCACCAGAAGGUAUUUUCACAAAUACCCUUGGCCUUCUGAUUCUGGUGUUUGGAGCCCUCAUUUUUUGGAUAGUCACCAGACCACAAUGGAAACGUCCUAAAGAACCAAAUUCUAUUCUUCUUCAGACGAAUGGAGGCACUGCAGAGGGAGUAGAAGGAUCUGUGGCAAUAAACGCUGGGAACCACACAGGCAAAUUGGAUUCAGAGUUAAACACGGAAGUAGCAGCAAGGAAAAGAAACUUCACCCUUGAUGAUGCUGGACAGAGGUCUACCAUGUAAAAUACUGUAG
Molecule: messenger RNA, 876 nt
Organism: Orycteropus afer afer
Lineage: Eukaryota; Metazoa; Chordata; Mammalia; Tubulidentata; Orycteropodidae
Product: plasma membrane ascorbate-dependent reductase CYBRD1
Cellular component (GO): lysosomal membrane
Molecular function (GO): oxidoreductase activity
Source: RefSeq, a predicted model, not a curated record